CUAUUUCUCUCAUCUCCAUUCUUCUCCUCUUUUCCCCUUCUUCUCUUUCUCUUUCUCUCUAGAAUCCUUCCCCCCCCCCCCCUUCCAUUAACACAAAGGAUUCAAGAGAAAUCGAAAGAGGGGAGAGAUGGGGCAACAAACGUUGAUAUACAGUUUUGUUGCCCGGGGAACGGUGAUUUUGGCUGAAUAUACUGAGUUCACAGGUAAUUUCAAUAUCAUUGCCUCGCAAUGCCUCCAGAAAUUACCUGCAUCCAACAAUAGGUUCACCUACAAUUGUGAUGGACACACUUUCAAUUUUCUCGCGGAGAAUGGAUUUACCUAUUGUGUGGUUGCUACUGAAUCAGCAGGCAGACAACUUCCCAUUGCGUUUUUGGAACGUAUUAAGGAUGAUUUUAGCAAGAAAUAUGGUGGAGGAAAAGCUACUACUGCUGCUCCUAAAAGUCUAAGCAAAGAAUUUGGGCCAAAAUUGAAAGAGCACAUGAAAUAUUGUGUUGAUAAUCCUGAAGAAAUUAACAAACUUGCUAAGGUGAAAGCUCAAGUUUCAGAAGUUAAGGGAGUGAUGAUGCAAAACAUUGAAAAGGUUCUUGAUCGUGGUGAGAAGAUUGAACUUCUAGUUGAUAAAACAGAAAAUCUUCGAUCACAGGCACAAGAUUUUAGGCAACAGGGAACCAAGAUAAGAAGGAAGUUAUGGUAUGAAAAUAUGAAGAUUAAACUAAUUGUGUUAGGGAUUAUCAUAGCUUUGAUUCUCAUUAUCAUUUUAUCAGUUUGCCCUGGCUUUAAAUGCAUGUCUUGAAUAAUUAAUUUGCAUCAAAUUC
Solanum verrucosum is the source of this 815-nucleotide messenger RNA. RefSeq names its product putative vesicle-associated membrane protein 726. The transcript has 5 exons. The record is from RefSeq and is a predicted model, not a curated record. Gene Ontology annotation, cellular component: membrane. Lineage: Eukaryota; Viridiplantae; Streptophyta; Magnoliopsida; Solanales; Solanaceae. Bases 128 to 793 code for a protein of 221 amino acids. Gene Ontology annotation, biological process: vesicle-mediated transport.